UUCGUUGUUCUAUAUUUAUUUUCUGUUUGUGUCGUAAAUCUUUCAUGAUCUUGGAAUAGCUUUUUCAUGAACAUGUAAUUCACUUACUAACAGUUCAAAGGAGUCUAAAGUGUGCAUGAUAUCCGAAAAUGGCUCGCCGAAACACUAGAACAACUUUGGAAAAUGAAAUCGAGCGAGCGAGAGUUGAAGGGAGAUGGGAGACGGUGAAAAAACUGAUUGAACAGAUCUCGAAUCGAACGACAUCGGAAUCAAAGCCUGACUUGCAAAAAAUACUUCUUCUUGGCGAAGUUGGCCUGGAGACUUGGAUACGUGAUAAUCCAUUAGGUACUGUAGCUACAGACGAAGCUAGGGGACCACUUCAAUCUGCAGUAAAGAUACUGCAAAAGGCUGCAAUCGUUGAGGGAAAGAAGGAUGACAAGAAUCAAGAAGCUGUGUUGCUUCUCUGCAAAGCUCACUUUUUUCUGAAAGAUUUCCAAGCAUGUGUAAGCUAUCUAGACCAAGUAGCAAGUGAAGAAUUCACAGUAGAUGUCCAGUCAAGGAGAAGAUCUAAACUUUUUGCUGAGGGAUUUGCAUAUAAGGGAAUGGCCCUGGAAGAACUUCAAUCAAGAGGAGAUUCAUCUGUCAAUACAGAUGACAUCAUAACAUGCUAUGAAUGUGCAGGAGAUGUUGCAAUGUGGCUGAUGGCAGGACAAAAGACAACCUCAUCACUUGUGAUACCUCCACUGGCUGGGGAAAUGGGUACUGCACUGGAAGUUGCCAUUCAGAGAGCUCCAAUCUUGCAUAUCAAAGCUGGAAAUCUCCCAAGUUGUAUUAAAAGAUUUAGGAAUGUAUUGAAAGCCUUGGAAUCCAAAGCAACACAUGAAUUGAGGAAGAUUGUAGCAAGACAACUUUCAGAAGUCCUUUUGCGAGGUGUAUGUGACGAAACAUAUGAGAAACCAGUGUAUGUGAAUACCAAUAUCCCUGGUUCUACAGCUUCACUUUCCAGAGGAGCAAGCAAGCUUGACACUCCAAAAACUACUAGUUAUAAAACAAGUUCAUCAUUGACACCUCUUGUUCACUCAGGAGACAGUUUGUUUGUACCACGUGAUGAAAUGGAAGAGGUGUUGUUAUUGUUGCUACUUGAAGAUACCAUGUUUCACAGAGCUCUUCUAGUUUUGAGGCAGUGUGCAGAAAUGAACCCAAAGGAUCCACUGGUACCUUUACAUGCAGCAAAGUUGUGCUUUAAUUACUUACACUCRUUUGAUGAAGGAGUUGGAUUUGCAAAGCGGGUGGUUGAUAUGGGUGACGACACAAUGCUAGCAUCCAAGGGAUAUGAAGUACUAGGUAUUGGAUACAGUCUUCAGGCUGGAGAAGCAUCUCUUAGUGCAGAUAGACAGAGACUCCAAAAGCUUUCAACAGAUGCACUUGAAAAUGCAUUAGACCAUGAUCCCAAUGAUCCAGAUAUCUUGUUUCAUCUGGCUUUAACUCAAGCUUAUGCUAGACAGAUAUCAAGGGCAUUAAAAAAUUUGAGGAAAGCUGUGAAGCUGGAUGGAGAUAAUGUCAACUACCUUCACCUUCUUGCAUUACUGCUUUCUGCACAGAACAAGUAUGGAGAAGCCCUUGAGGUCUGUGAAGCUGCACUCUUGGAAUUCCCAGAAGAAUUUAGUUUAUUGCUGACCAAGGUCAAACUUGAAGUAAUAUGUAUUGGCGGCGAUCAGGCACUCAUUACCUGUAAACACUUACUAGAGACAUGGAAACAAGCUUAUGAAUCAGARAUUAUUGACAUAUCAACAGAGAUCAAAAGGACGGGGUCAGGACUAUUGGAUAAAGUUGUUGCUGAUACCAGAAGUCUCAAACAAUUUCCUUUAACAGAAAUAAGCAGUGACAAGGAGGAUACUGGCUCAAUUGCUGCCUCUGUACGUCUUGAACAAGCCUURUCAGAUGAAGCUUCAACAUCUAUAGCCAAACUAAGUAUCCCAGGAAUCCUUGCACUUCAGGCCAAGCUAUGGUUGGCUAUUGCUGAUGUUUUUAUUGGAAUUGACAAAGAUGCAGAAGCAAAUGCAUGUAUUCAKGAGGCAAAUUUAAUAUUUCCUUUGUCUGCUGAUGUACUUUUUCAGCGAGGUCGUAUCUAUGAAAUCCGUGGAAGUCUGAACGAGGCCAAGACAAUGUACAAUAAUGCUAUCUCAAUAAAYCAACAUCACAUACCAAGUUUGCAGAGAUUGGGAAUGGUGCAUGAGAAACUAAAUAAUUUGGUGAUGGCUGAAAAGGUUCUUCGAGAAGCCAUAAAUGUUGAUCCAACUGCCCAUGUAGCCUGGCAUUACCUYGGAGUUGUGCUAGAGCGACAAGGACAACAUGAAGCAGCCAGUGAAUGCCUUUUUACUGCAGUUGAUUUAGAAGCAACAGCACCUAUCAUUAGUUUUUCAGUGAUUCCAAGAAUGCURUAAAUUAAUACCAAUAUAAUAUCACAAUUUUAUUAAGACAUUAAUAUCAUAAUGUACAUUCUAUUUAAUUGAUUAAAGAGAGGACAAAAUAUAAUCUUG
Messenger RNA from Exaiptasia diaphana, 2519 nucleotides. RefSeq names its product tetratricopeptide repeat protein 7B. Gene Ontology annotation, molecular function: protein binding. The record is from RefSeq and is a predicted model, not a curated record. Gene Ontology annotation, biological process: protein localization to plasma membrane; phosphatidylinositol phosphate biosynthetic process. The transcript is spliced from 20 exons. Gene Ontology annotation, cellular component: plasma membrane. The coding region runs from base 129 to 2423 and encodes 764 amino acids. NCBI's taxonomy places the organism in Eukaryota, Metazoa, Cnidaria, Anthozoa, Actiniaria, Aiptasiidae.